AUGAUUUACCAGCCGGGGGGAGCCACUCCCCGCCUCCACCCCGCGGACCUUGGAGCCGGGGCCUGGCUGCACUGUGGCUCCUCUCCACAGAAGAUGUUUUCCUUGGGGUCCUGGCUGCCGGCGCUGCCCGGGCUGGCGUGGGGCUGGGCACUGCUGGAUGCGCUGCUGCAAGGGCUGGUGGGUGCCUGCGCCGUCUCGGUGCUCUGCAGCCUCCUGAAGGUUUAUCUCUACAUCCAGUGUGCAAAUAACCCCGAGAGGCAGGCGGAGAAGGAGGUGAUGGCGGCGCGGCGGCCGCUGCUGGAGCCGCUGCAGGUGCUGGUGCUGACGGCUCUGCUGGCCCUGGUGGGCUCCCGUGUGGCCGCCCUGGUGGUGCUGGAGUUCUCCCUGCGCGCCGUCUGCACCAUCCUCUCCCUCGGCAAGGGCGCCCACAGCAGCCAGCUCUACCUGCUGUGCCAGUACUCCCUGGGCUGCGGCGUGUCCUGCGGCCUCACCUUCCUGCUGGAGGGGGCUCCGCACCGCACCUGGAACCUGGCGCUGGCGGCGGGGCUGGCGGGGCUGCUGGCGCUGCACGCCCGGCGCCUGGCCCGCCACGUCUGCGCCCUGUUCGAGCUGCACAGCCGGCAGCGCUACUGCGGCCUGUGCCUGCUGCUGCUGCCCGCGGGCCACGGCAUCCCGCGCCUGCUGCGCAACGCCCUGGGCCUCACCUUCGCCGUGGCCGACCUGGCCGCCGUGGAGCUCAUCAACCGCGAUUUCCUCUCCACGGGCGAGGCCGUGCGCUUCUGGACGCCGCUGAGCAUCUGCUACACCCUGCUGGUCGUCUACAUGCAGGAGGAGUCCCGGCAGAGCACGGGCAGGGGGGCGGCGUUCCGGACCGUGCUGGUGAGGAUGGGCGGCCUCUUCAUCCUCCUCCUCACCGUGGGCCGAUGGACCGACAUCCUGCACGUCUUGGUGUCGCUGCUGGGGGAGCUCUGGUGCCUGCUGCACUCCGGGGCGCUGCUGGAGUCCUGCUGCAGGCAGGAUUUUGCCCAGCAGCCUCGCCUGGAUCGUCGGGCAGGAUCCGGAUCGGGGGAGACGUCCCGAUGAGGAACCGGACAGCAGAAACUUGGGGUGGCUUUGCUGGGCACCCCAGCAUCCCCCAUCAUGGAUCCCCCGUGGGGACUGAGGAAAAAAGGGCUCCUGGACGGCGUCCAACCCCAAAAAGGGCUCCUGGACAGCGUCCAACCCCAAAAAGGGCUCCUGGACGGCGUCCAACCCCAAAAAGGGCUCCUGGACGGCGUCCAACCCCAAAAAGGGCUCCUGGACGGCGUCCAACCCCAAAAAGGGCUCCUGGACGGCGUCCAACCCCAAAAAGGGCUCCUGGACGGCGUCCAACCCCAAAAAGGGCUCCUGGAAGGUGUCCAACCCCAAAAAGGGCUCCUGGACGGCGUCCAACCCCAAAAAGGGCUCCUGGAAGGUGUCCAACCCCAAAAAGGGCUCCUGGACGGCGUCCAACCCCAAAAAGGGCUCCUGGAAGGCGUCCAACCCCAAAAGGGCUCCUGGACAGCAUCCAACCCCAAAAGGACUCCUGGACGGCGUCCAACCCCAAAAGGGCUCCUGGAAGAUGUCCAACCCCCAAAAGGGCUCCUGGAAGGCGUCCAACCCCAUCCCGUGGGAUGGAGGAGUUGGGGGGAAGGCUCACGUUGCCCCUGGUUUUUGGGGGGACUCUGCGAGGUCGCAGCACUGCUGGGGUUUGUCCUCUGGUCCCAGUGGGAUUGCAGGCUGCUGAUGGAUGUCCCAUCGUUGCUGGCAGCUGGGCCACACUGUCAGGGGCCUCCAGGGGUUAUAAAUCUCAGAAAAUAAAGGUGUUUUUUUUCCAGCAAAA
Molecule: messenger RNA, 1861 nt
Organism: Melospiza melodia melodia
Lineage: Eukaryota; Metazoa; Chordata; Aves; Passeriformes; Passerellidae
Gene: TMEM82
Product: transmembrane protein 82
Exons: 6
Coding region: 1-1083 (360 amino acids)
Source: RefSeq, a predicted model, not a curated record